AUGUUGUUGAGGGUCGACGGCCGUGGACGCACAGAAUGGGGGAGGAGAGUGGAAAAAAUAAUGGGGAGAUGUGGAAGUGGGAGAGACGAAGGUGAUAAUGCACGAGCCAUCCCGCCGUAUUUCCUCGAGAAAACCCCCCCCUUGGAAGGGGACCAAGCCCUGCAGACCGCCAGAAGAUUGCGCACCUGGACAAAACCUGGCUGUUUGUACUCCGUACGGAAAAAUGUGUCGCAGCCUGUCUCUCUACUCCAUUACUCCCGUGUGGAAGGGAGGAUCCGGAAUGCCGGGAUUACGCCCAAACUGAAUCGUCCCCUGCCAAAAGAGUGCGCCAAGCAACCCUGGAUGUAUUUUUGCUCCUUGGGCUGGCUGAGCCAAUGGCCGGGCGACAACCUGCAAGGGCAAGCCACUAUCCAGCCACACGAGCCCGUUCGUUCUGGCGGCGGCAGUGGUUGGCUGAGCUCGUUCUCCCGCAGCCCCCAAGGACGUGGAAAGGGUGAGCCACUUCAUUGUUGCCCCGCCGAAACCUUCAACCCAACCCCUCCAAUGGCGAGAAUUUCACUCCCCCCCGUAACUGCUCCGUACACGGUAUACACCCUUCAUGCCGGCAGCACACGCGGUGAUACCCAAUAG
Messenger RNA from Coccidioides immitis RS, 630 nucleotides. RefSeq lists its product as uncharacterized. The coding region runs from base 1 to 630 and encodes 209 amino acids. The record is from RefSeq and is a predicted model, not a curated record. The transcript is spliced from 8 exons. NCBI's taxonomy places the organism in Eukaryota, Fungi, Ascomycota, Eurotiomycetes, Onygenales, Onygenaceae.